GUACUACUUGUUCAUGAAUAUGCAUGAUGUGCUAGCUUAGUAAUAAACUUGAUUCAUAGAGAGCGGAGCAAACAAAUUGUUAACAUUACAAUAAAUUUGAAACUCGCGAAAAUACACCUUUAUACGAAGGUGAUUCAUCUUUUGACAUUGAUAGAUUUCAGAUAAACUUUAUUAUGAUGCAGUUGAAGUAGAUUAGUGAAAUAAAAGAAAGGUAUAUUUGAUGAUAACAGAAUGUAUUAUUCUAUUGUUUCCAAGUGAAAUUCUGUUCGUAUCUCUCAAUGCUCUUGAAUAAGAUAUCAUAGUUUCUUGAGAAUGAGUGAAAAAACACCCAAAGCUCUAUCAGGGGCGGGGGCAUCGGCUCCAAAUAAAAUGAGACUUUAUGCUACAUGGGUUGAUAGAACUCCAGCCAAUUGUAUCCCAAGGCUUUGUUCCCUUACUUUGACGAGACUAGUCAUUUUAAAACCAUUAGGAUCAGACUCAGGAACUGUAUCUAUAGCUGUUAAAAUGCAAUCUAGUAAAAGAACAUUAAGGUCGAAUGAGUUAGUUUUGACACAAGGAGGAUUAUUAGACACACCUUUAGAUGUCACUUUUUGUCUACAAUAUCCUCACUUUUUGAAAAGAGAAGGUAAUAAACUACACAUUCUACUUCAAAGGAGGAAACGAUAUAAAAACAGGACAAUGUUAGGAUUUAAAACACUUGCCGAAGGAGUUAUUAGAAUGGACCAGGUUCUUCAAAAGCAAAUGGACGUCGAUAUAGAACUUUUACCAGAGAGUAAUACCAAGGACAAAGGUGCUGGUCCCAUAGCGAAAUUAACAGUUUUACAAUUAAGUUCUACGCCUGUAGAUCAUGAACACAAAAUUAGAGAUCAUGAUUUCAGCGACGACGACGACGAAAUUAGCUCAGGAGAAGAGGAGGCGGCCGAUUUAUCCGAUAGUGAACCUAUUAGAAAAUUGCCGCAUACUAGACAUAACCUCAAACAAAGAUUUGUUUCAUUGUUAAGAAGAUUCAGAGUUCCAGAUACUGAAGGGGGACGAGUUCGAGAUUGCCUGGACAAUCCUAGUGAUAUACAGGCACUAUUUCAAGAACUGGAAUCUCUAAGUUGUGAUGAUGAUUCUGGUGGAGAACAAGAUACAAUGUCCAUCUCAAGUACACCAAAACCAAGCUUACGUCCAUUUUUUAGUAGCAGUCGAAGUCUUCUAGGUAGUAGUAAUGUACCUUUAGUGGAAUCUGAAAAGAUUGAAGAUAAGACUUGUUCAGGUUCUGAUGGAAACGCCGAUAUAUGUUACACGGAUCCCGAAGGUCAAAGCGAUCCCCAGACGGGUUCGCCUCCUCGUGAUCAUACGGCAAGUUACAGAAAACAGACUGGCGAUAAUGAUUUCAGUAAUAUAAUGCAGGAACUUAGCGAACGCAAAUCGAAAUUAUUUAGAUCGUCAACGUCGUCGGCAAAAAAGAAAAAUUCUCUUAGUGUCAGCUCCGAACCGCCAGAAACGCCUACUCCUCGAAAAGCAUUUUUGGAUACAGUAACAAAAUUACUAUCUUGUGAAGAAAAUGUGCUUCCCGAAUGCGUUGUAUUUUUGACUGGUUCUGAUAGUAUAACAAUACCUUUAGUAGUUAGAUUUGGAAAUCAGUUUAAAGUUUUCCAACCUGUCUCUGCUGUAGAAACUAAGGCUGUGCUUACUGCAAUUUUCACUAAAAUUCACAAAUACUGCAACAGUUGCGCCAAACCAGGCAACUUCGUAAAAUUGCUCCUUAUAGGUGGCGAUAUGCUAAUUGGUUGGUUUGUCCGACCUUAUGUUGAAUUGUUAUCCAGCAAACCACCAGAAUGGUUAUAUUUCACCCGCGUGUACAUAGUUCCUGUAGGAAGCUGCAGCAUAUCCCGUCAUUUAGCCACUCUUGAUCCAGGAUAUCAAUCGUUGUUUCCCAGUGAUAAGGAACUCAACUUAGAAGAAUUAACACAGAGACUGCAUAGGUACUUAUCUGUGCCUUCAACAGCUCCGGUUGCUCACAUUCCCAUCGCUGAAGCAAUGCUAACUUGUCACGAUGAAAAUAGUCAAUUGUUUAUUCCUUUCGUUAGUGAGGUAAGGGUAGGUCCUGCCGAUCAACUCCAAUCGGUGUCCGUGGAUUUGGAGGAUUUGAUAUGCAACAGCACUCAAACGCCAUCUCUAACUCCACCUUCGUCACCUAACGUUCAAGUCCGUGAUUCUCCAUGGGAACCUCUCGAAUUGCAAGUAGAUUAUUGGCAAUUGCCGAAGUUCAGCGAAACUAUAAUUAAGACUGAUAAAGAGAAAACCAAAAUUGACGGAAAAAUUUCUUUAAAAGCCAUUUUCAGAGGCUUGCAAGCGUCUCCUACGUCGAUGUCUGGGUUAACACUUAACAUGCAUUUGACAAAUAAAGAAAAAAAGCAAAAAAUUAUGAGAUUGGGAAAAAAGAAAGAAAAGGAGAAGGAACUAGAACCGCGCAGUCAAAAUGUUGAAGGAAUUUCAAGACUGAUUUGUUCGGCACGUACAUCUCAUAAUACUCCAAUGAAAGUUUAUAUAGACGGGGUCGAGUUUGGUGGUGUGAAGUUCUUCCAGCUCAGUUCAACAUGGCAAACACAUGUCAAAGGUUUGACAGUGGCGCUAGCUGGUGUGCCUUUGGCGAGUGCCGAAUUACAUUGACUGUCCUCCCACAUCAUAUCUUUCGAUUGAAAAAAUGAAAUACAUAUAGAGUACGAAGAUGUAAUUUUGGGUAUAUACAAGUUUUUUUGGCCUCUUAAAAAUCUAUGUAUAGACAAAGUUACGAUAUCGUACGGUAUCUACUUUUUUGUAUGUUUUUGCUUUUCUAAAUAAAUGAUAUUUAACAAAUGUAAAGUGAAAACGAUUGCAAAAAAAGUCUUUGUCGCUUCUAGUCACUAUACGGGGUUCACCCAAAGAUUUCUUUAUGGCUUGUGGCCUAGAGAAUGCAAUUCUGGUAGCAAAAUAGAAGGCUAAUCUUGGAAUAUUUCACAAGGUUACGACUUAUGAAACUGAAAAUUACAUUGAUUUGUAAUUUUAUAUAACUACGUUCCACUCGUACCGUGAAAAAGAAAACAAGCUCUAGAUUAUUUAUUGAAAAGUUCGAUUUUCAAGAAAAUAUAGCAUGUCUAGCUUAUCGGUCUUUAUCAACAUAUUUGGAAUAUUCUUAACUGUUUCACAAAUUAAUUUUCAAUCAGAAGAGACAAAAAACAAGAUGAUUUAUAGAAACAUAUAAAAGGGUUUAAAAAAUAAGAAGUUAACAACAACCAAAACUUCAUGUCAAUUUUCGUUUGUCGGUUGACUUCAGUCUCAGAUUCUUGUAGAUAUGUAUAAAAAGGACAUUUUUUUCUCACAGAUAUUAUCUAUUAUGCAAAUGGGAAUGCCCUGAGCAUAACUGAAAUCUGCCACCUCGUAAAUUUUGUGAGAUCAUACAUAAUUUUGGGUACAAUUAAUAUGAUAAAAAUGGUGUAAAAUUUUAGCAUACCGAAAUUGCAUUCUCUAGUAUUGCUGGAUCAGGAAGUAAACAAAAUUACAAAUAAGAUUAAGAUGCUUCGUCGCUGCCCUCAAAUUAUAAAGACAUAAAAUACAGUUAAAAAGAAAACUAUGCGAACAUAAAUAACGAAACAAAAACUCAUAAUCAUAGUCGUAAAUGUAAUAUAUUGUUAAUAAGAUGUAUUAGUAUUACUAAUGUAAUAAUCAACUUUGUUUAUAUGAAUGCGGUCUUUAGAAUGAAUGUUUGUGUUUUUAACUAUACCCCUAUUAUUAGCGUUUUUGUAAAGUAGAUAACCCCUUUCAGAAAUAACUGAUAAGAGUGGUUACCUACUACCAAUAUGUAAUAUCAAACAUUAUGAUACAAAUAUGAGUUUUGUAAUGAGAUACUCUACCGCACUAGUGGAAUGAACUCAUGAAUAAAAAAUUAAACCUCAUUUAUUAUAAUAAUUAAACACAACACCUAUACAAUUAGUGAGGUUUAAUCCAGCUGACGUGGAGGCAAUAGAAGAAUGGUAGAUUUCAAUUUCAAUUGAAUUUUUUGUAGAAACUUUUUCUCCCAUUCUCCCUUAUCUCUUCAAAAUGUGCAAAUCAACACCAGCAUCAGCAAGUAGGGAUGCUGAUGAUCUUCUAAAACAGUGACCUGUUAUUGUGAUGGAUUUGGUAGCUUCAGAAACGUUGCUAUUCUUUUGGAAUGCGCCCAAAAGUAUUGAUACCAAUUGGUAGAGAAAAACAUUUUCCAUUUUUAUAUAAAAUAAAAAACCGGUCAUGGACUAUAUUUUGAGGUCGAAGUCGAACAUAUUUUCGGACGUUAUUCAAGCAGUCAAAACCACCAAACUUAACCAUGUUUCUUCUAGUAAUAGCAAAUUCUUUGAAUUUUAGUUUUAGUAUUCGGUAUUUUGAUCGUUAUGAACGUUACUUCGUCAACUACAUCACCAAUUUUUAACCUCAUCAAUUCUUCUCUUUGGCAGGCGCCAAACACACCCACGAUUAAGGAAACCUAUAAAAAUAAUAUGCUAUAUGGAAAUAUCACCAUAUUUAUGUAUAAUCAUACCUUCAUCAUUAAGAAUUGAUCAUUGGCUUCUUUCAAAAAUUCAAAAUAUACUGGAUUUUUUCGGCUUGUGACCUUCACUUUUCCGCUUCAAAAAAGUCAAUAGCUGUGAAUAUUUACUUAUGUCCACAUUUUUCUUCACAGCUUACUAUAAUGUGUCCAUAAUGAUGAUGCCUUUUCUUUUUCAGCUUUCCCAACAAAAUAAGCUAAUAAAAUUUUCUCCGAUAUAUCACGGAUUUUUUUCUGAACUGCACCAGUCUUCGAAUCGCUUAUAUUCUUUUUCGUAUCUAUUGCGAGAUUUAGCGGGUACUAGGGUUUGUAUUGCGUUAUUUGCAGCAAGUUCUAUAUCAGAAUCCACACUUUCAUAGUCGGAACUCAUGUCGAUAUUAUUAUACCAAACUGAAGUGAACGCGUCAAAAUUGACAGUUCUUAAAAUAAAUCAACAAUGAGCCCAACGCUUGCUUGUUAUCAUUAAUUUCAGGAAUAUUGACUAAUUUUGAGUAAAUAAUUAACAUUAUUGGUAGUAGGUAAAAUAAUGUACUAUAUUCGUAUCAUAAAUUCAAAUUACGAUAUUCAAUGAGUUAUCGUUUGACAAAUUUCCCAUCUCAUUUCGUAUUAUGAAUCUUUACGACACUUAUAUCGUAAAUAUCUAUUAUUAUUGGUCUUCUAGCCCUUGCCUUAUUCAUGAUAAGGCAAGAACGGUAUUUUUUUGUAUAGAACAAUAUUCUCAGUGAGUGUUGCUUUUUAGUCAAGAUAAUUGCUUAUGAAUUACUAUCAGAAAAAGUGCUUGUUUUGUAUCAGUUUUAAUUCAUGUUUUUCUAAAUUUUGAGAAAUAUUUUAAAAUAUCACUUCACCUCACAGUUAUUUAACAACGUCAAUUUAUUUUUUAAUUUUAAUUCAUUGUGGUAAGGUAGUAAAUGCAGUAUGCAAUUACAAUGCUUUCAAAAAUUUUCUCUUAUUUGUAUGUUUGUAUUUCAAUGCAAUUUUUCAGAUUUUAUAUUGGCAAAUAAACAAAAGCUUAAGUUAUUAAACGCUCUACUAUAAAACUUUUCAUAGCAGCCUGUGCACUAUAAUUAUCAGUUGACGUUUUUGUUUCCUUCAUACUGUUUAAUAAACCUAAUAAAACUCCAUUGGUAUAAAUCAGAUUGCGGCUCUUGUUAGUUCUAUUGGCUUUUAAUAUUGACUUUCUUUUUAGACUUGCAUUCUUAAUUUCUUCUUUGCUACUAAGUUGUGAUAAUAUUAUAUUUUGGGUGUUUCUUUCUGAAUUAAUAAUCAUUAUCUUUAUAUUCUCUAUAUUUAUUUCAAUAUUUAAUUUUUUGAGCUUUGAAUAUGCUUCAAGAUUUCGUUGCUAUUUUAAGAUAAAUCCAUUAUUUUUAUUGUAUCAAUUUUUUUAAAGCCCACAUCCAAUAACGGGUUCGGUAUACACACAUGACACAUUUUUCUUGUUAUGUGUUUUAUGUACUCAAAUGUGUAAGUUCUUUUCUUUUAUAAUGUUCUGAAAUGGUUUUUGAUAAUAAUUAUUUUGUCUUUUAUUAGCUGUCUUCUUACUAGCAACUGUAUAAAAAUCGCUAUUUUACUAAUUAUUUUCUGUAUUACCAAGCUAUCAUAUUAGGUUUCUGAAUAACACUCAAAAUAUCAAUUGAAUUAUCAAUUUCAAAGCUCAAGUAUUAACACACCAAGUCUUUAAGUAGAAUUAGACCUUUUUACUUCUUUAUCAUUUUUUGCAGGAAUGACAUUUAUUCAUAUAGUUGUUGGGUGAUACAAUACUACAUAAUUCCUCUGAUACAGCAAAUUUCUGUUGAGAUUUCUGUCUUUUUAGGCCAAUCACACGUUUCCAUAAUUUUUAUUUCUCUCUAGGGUAGUUUUGCAAGCUUGUUGUUCUAUAUAUACUAUUUACUCUACUGUAUAAUAGUUUUAUCGAAAAGGACAACUAAUCUAACUAAUUCAACAUUAUCAAAUUUUUGACGAAAUUGUUUAUGUAAGAUUGAAAAAAAAAUAUUCUAUUAAAUCCUAUUGGAUUUAGAUGUUCCAAGUUUGAUUCCCGCCUAAGGUAGGAAUAUUCUUUAAUUACAUAGAAAAUCUUUUUUGUUUGUAUGAAUCUCGAACAUUUACUGUUAGAUGCUAAUUAUGAGUUUUGUUUCUCAAUAGCCCUGAGAAGCACCUCUACAAAGAAUGCAAGGGCCUAAAUAACCAUAUAAGUUAAUACCUUUCGUAUUAGCAAAUUACGCUUUCAAGGAAAAUAACAAGUUUUUAUUUAUAUACUUUUAUUAAAUUCAAAAUUUAAACUUCCUAUUGAUAGAAAAUCUAAAAUUAUCUUAGUCGUGCUUUGAAAGUAUUUGUAUACUUCCUUGAACCAAAACAAAGCCCAAUGAACUUAAAAAUUGACAAUAUUAACCUUUCAAGGCUCAAAAAACUAACAUAUGAAAGACUCUUAUUCAAGGAAUACUCUGUAUAUGUGAUAUAGUUUAUAGUUUAUUGUUUAAUAAUGAGUAUGCUUCAUAAUUAUAUACAAAAAAAUUGUAACAUGUAUAAAAGAUCGUUUGCUGAAGUGGAAAGGCCAUUUUGUUUACAAAUAAUUAUAGUAUAACAAUUGGUGUUGCUUUAUUUAUUUUCAACGCACUUUCCAUCUCAGCCAGGUAGUAUUUUUUUUUAAUUAGAGAAUUUGUUUAUUCCAAGUAAAAAUUGAUAGUAUAUUUAUAUAACGAUGACUAAAAAUGUACAUUAAAAUCUGUAAAUUAGCUUUUCUAAAGGGAUUAUAUACAAUAAUUCCUUUCAAUUUCCAAUUUGAGAACAAGCUAUAAACAUUUAUAGCUAAUAAUUUUUCUAAUGGUGUCUGUGAACACAUCAAAGAUCGUUUGUGUGACUCAAACCAAAUAUUUACAUUACUUAAAUUUUCCAGAAUAAUACAGAGACAUUGAUUCUUAUGCCAAAACGUCCUAAUAUCGCAAAUAUUUAUUUCAUAACUACCCUUCAUAUGUAUUCACCCAGUAUAUACAGUAUUAGCAUAUUUUCUAGUUUAUGUCAGAUUAAAAAGUUGAUGUUUAAUUUUAGAGUAAAACAUGCAAUGGUACUUCUGUAAUUAUUUUACACAGAGGUUAGUAGCUAUCCGUGUUUGGUAGAUGAAAGUAUUAUGUCAAUCGAGGUAAUUGUUCUAGUAGGACAUCUACAGUUGCUAGAGAUCGCCAUUAAUUUGUUAAAAUGUUUCAAAAUACAGGGAUAUAAAACUUACAGAAGCAAAGUUAGGUCUGUAAUUUUGAAAAUUAUAUAAUAUAUGCAAUUCUAUGCAAUAUUAGAUAUUGUAAAAUAUAUGCAAUUCUAUAAAAUAUAGUGACAGAAGUAUUUAUUGAAUAUUUAGCUGAUAUUUUGUACAGUUCAUCUCGAUAGGACCGAGACACUUUCCAUCAGCUAAGAGUUCACAGAAACUCACAAACUAUGGAACUACUAUGUUUGGAAGACUAACUUAAGAAUUAUAGGCACAGUGUUUCCUUUCCCAACCUGUGGUACGCGGACGACACACACACACAUAUAUAUAUAUAUAUAUAUAUAUAUAUAUAUAUAUAUAUAUAUAUAUAUAUAUAUAUAUAUAUAUAUAUAUAUAUAUCAUACUAUAACAAACAAGUGUUUUUUCAAUAAAAGCAAUAAUCAUAUCUCAAUUUUUAAUAUUUGUUAUUUAUUUUUACAUGGAGUGCGUUGGUGGCACUUAGAAUUGCCUAAUCUAACUUCAUUGAUAACACAUUAUAAUAAGGAGACUUUUUACUUUCACUCUGUAAAAUUUAUGUUAAAAACUUUUCCCUCCAUCGUUUUUAAUCUGCUUGUCGACUCAACGUAGGUUCAUCGAUAUUGAAAAAGAAGAAAACUUUAUAAUGUUUAAUACGUGAUUUUUAAUUUUAUACGGCAGUCAUUACCCAGAUACGUUACGCUGGGCUGGCAAUAGAUACAAACUGCGUUUAAAACAACCAGUCUUAACUCCCGCAUGUUCAAGUCCUGACAUGGUUACUCAAUUACCAAGUCUGCUAAAUUGGUUUAGACUAGGCCGGUUCAGAAUCAAUCGGGUUUGGCCGGUAACAUAUAUAAGCUAAAGAUCUGUUAAGAUUAAGAAUGAUUAAAAGUUUGAAUGGAACUGCAUUAAAACUUUCAUAAACAAAAUUUUAUAUAAUUCCAGCUGAUCUAAUGAUUAGAAAUAAUAGAAAGAUAUAGAAAAAUAUAUGUAGCAACUUUUGUUGAUUUAAGGCUUAGUUGAGCCGUUGAUUUUACAAUUAAAUAAAAGAAUUAUGCACCUGCAUUAUAAAGAUAAGCGCUAAUUGAUGAUAGUUUCAUUUUAGUUUUUUAUUUAAAAAAUUAUUAAAUAAUAUAAAUAAUUUCUUCUCUCAAAUUAUUGUUCUUUUGUGUUUUCUGCUAAUUUUAUGUAUUUUUAAUUAAAUUUGAAAAAAAUUCUGUCUGUUCCUGUAUUUCUGAGAAAUUGGUCUCUGUGUUCAUUAAUAAUUCUUUUAUCAAUUCUUCUAGAGCGUUGGAAAAAUAUUGUUAAUUUUUAACUUGGAACAUCUUUUUUAGGCUGUGGCCAUAUAACCACAAAAAUUUUAGUACUGCAUGUCAAAUGCCUACUGCUCGAUAUCAGUUUUAUUAGUGGAUAAGAUUUAGUAUAUAUAUUUUUUAUUUAUGAAGAGUUUAAUAAAAUUAUGUGAUAUAUUUAAAUGUUCUAUUAAAUUACAGUUUAUGAUUAUUUAAAAAAAAAACAAAAAAAUGUUUUUAUUAUUUCUAAUAGUAUAUUAAGUCUUUUCAGUUGAUAUUUUUGAGGUUUAUUCAACUUUGAGGAAAAAGUCAAUGUAAAAUCCUUAUUUGAAUAAUGAACUAAUUUCUACAAGUAAUAUUUUUAUUUUCUAUAAAUUUAUUAAAAUGUUCAGUUCAACCUCAUUUAUUUCAUCUGUAUAAGAAUUUAAAUUUGUUAUCAAAGAGAAUUUAAAUUAAAAUUCAUCAAGAUUCACUUUAAUUGAUCUAUUGAGAACGGUUAUCAAUACAAAUUCAGGAAAUUCGGAACCAUCGCUAACAGUGAAUAUGAAACUCUUUACUUGUUUUCGAUUUUUAAAUAAGUUAAAAUAACAAUAAAAUGUUGAUUAUAAAAGAA
Diorhabda carinulata is the source of this 9656-nucleotide messenger RNA. RefSeq names its product phosphofurin acidic cluster sorting protein 1 (gene KrT95D). The coding region runs from base 313 to 2658 and encodes 781 amino acids. The record is from RefSeq and is a predicted model, not a curated record. Gene Ontology annotation, biological process: protein localization to plasma membrane. The transcript is spliced from 10 exons. Lineage: Eukaryota; Metazoa; Arthropoda; Insecta; Coleoptera; Chrysomelidae.